Molecule: messenger RNA, 2283 nt
Organism: Cyclocybe aegerita
Lineage: Eukaryota; Fungi; Basidiomycota; Agaricomycetes; Agaricales; Hemipholiotaceae
Source: the annotation of a GenBank genome assembly
AUGAUUCGAGCAUGGCGGACAUGGCAGGUCGUCGAACAUGUAGCUAAGUGUAGAAGGGUGGCGCCUCUACAGAAUCUAAUAAAGCGAGACCCAGUGUCCUAUAAAGAAGAAUUCCUUCAGCAGUGGAAUCACUACAACAGUAUCCGGCAAAUAUUCAAAACGAAUGCCAACGAGCAGGCCCAACAUUACAAGGAACUCGUCAACUUCAUAUCUCAGGUGUCCACAUGCUAUCCUCGCGAAACAGCGGAAUUCCCUUCGCAGCUAUCCUCGCUUUUGCUCCAGAGUUAUGGCGUUCUUUCGCCGGACACUCGUAAAACGCUUGUACAGAACCUUGUAAUGCUCCGCAACAAGGAUGUUAUUUCAUCAAUAGAGUUGCUAAAGUCACUGUUCCCGCUCCUUCCUCGUACAUCUUCUUCCUCCCUUCGAUCUUACAUCCGCAAAACCAUUCUGUCCGAUAUAAAGGUCGCGAACCUACGUUCUCAAAAUCACAAGCUCAACAGAGCCGUCCAAGCCAUGCUCUUCGGCAUGGUGGAACGAGGAAUGUCUGCAGAAGUAAUCGGCGACAAGGGGAAACUUCGAGCCAUGAAUACGCCAACGAAUGAUCAAGAUAACCACCACGUCGACGAGGCCAUGUGGGCAGUGAUAUUGACGAAGGAACUUUGGAAGAAGGGCGUCUGGACCGACGCAAAAUCAGUGUCCAUUAUAGCCCAAGGAUGUUUUCAUCCCAUUACAAAGGUGCAAAGUGCAUCAUUGUAUUUCUUUCUUGGGAGUGAAGAAAGUGAAGAUCCCGAAGAUGAAGACGACGAUAAUGUGAACGUCAAGGCGCUUCAUCAUAGGCGUGAAAUUAAUAAAAAGACGAGAAGUGGAGACAACAAACUACGGAAACAACUCAAAACGGCCAAAAAGAAAUUGCACAACAAAGGCCCGACAUUGGCGAAUUUCUCGGCCAUUCAACUGUUACAUGACCCCCAAACGUUUGGAGAGAAACUUUACGAUAUGCUGAACACCUAUGACAAGCGCUUCUCUUUGGAUCACAAAAUUCUCAUCAUGCAACUGCUAUCUCGCGUCAUGGGGUCCCAUAAACUAUGUGUGCUCGGCUUUUAUACAUAUAUCAUGAAGUACCUCGUCUAUCGACAACUGCGCGUACCCAGCAUCCUCGUUACUUUGGCCCAAUCGGUACAUGACCUAACCCCACCGGAUGCUAUAACACCUGUGAUACGAAAGCUUGCCCAUGAGUUUGUCCAUCCAGGUGUUGCAAGUGAGGUCAUCGCAGCAGGACUCAAUGCUAUCCGGGAAGUCAGCAGAAGACAGCCAUGGGCAAUGGAGGAGGAUCUGCUCAGUGACUUAAUCGAGUAUAGGAAAAGCAAAGACAAAACCGUGACCGCUGCCGCUCGGGGUCUGCUCAGACUAUAUCGUGAAGUUAACCCGAAUAUGCUCAAGCGCCGAGAAAGAGGAAAAGAAGCCGCCCUUGGAUUUGCCACUGGCAGUGCUCCUUUACCUUACGGUCACAGUGCUGAAGCGGCCGUCAACAUUGAAGGUCUUUCUCUUUUGGAAGAUCACCUGCAGAAACUCCGCGAGGAAGAAGGCGUCAAUGAAGAGGACGAUGAGUCUAUGUGGCGAGGCUGGGACGUCGAUUCCGAUGAUUCGAGUGAUAGCUCAGACGAGGAAGAGUGGAUGAAUGUUGGUUCUGACUCCGACAAUGAUCUCGUCAUCGACGACAGUGACGAUGAGAAUGACCAGAAGAACGAUACCACUGAGCAAGCGGAAGUACCGAAGGAACACAGUGUUUCCACGUUGGCCACGACCAAGGCAAGGCCCUUUUUACCCUCUAUCCUAACGCCAGCAGAUUUCGCGUUACUCAAUGAUCUGCGAUUGCAGGCAGCUGCCAAAGCUGUGGAAACGACAGGGGGUAGCAAGGCUAAGCGAAAACUUGCUGAGCUGGAGGCUGCCGCGAAAUCGCGCUCUGCUGAUCAAAAUCCACAAGACGAAUUUAUUUCAGAAAACGACAUUCUCGGCCCUCGUAAGAAGGUCAAAGCCGACUACGCUGAGCGAGUGGCUUCUAUCCAGAAAGGACGCGAAGGACGUGACAAAUUUGGGUCCCACAAAGGCAAACAAAAUAAGGCCAUGCCCAGCAGCUCAACGAACCGAGAGAAGGCUAGAAACAAGCCUAUUAUGAUGGUGCUCAGCAGUGGAACCGUCAGGAGUAAGAAGAAGGCCUCUUUGAGGGAAAAGCAGCGAAAGCUUCGGGCGCAUAUAACGAGAUCCAAAAAAGUGCGUCAUUGA